Messenger RNA from Prunus armeniaca (apricot), 405 nucleotides. NCBI's taxonomy places the organism in Eukaryota, Viridiplantae, Streptophyta, Magnoliopsida, Rosales, Rosaceae. The record is from the annotation of a GenBank genome assembly.
AUGGCUUCUCAAGAUCCUUCAACCUUCGAUCUUCCUUCUCUCUCCUCCUCGAUUCUUGUAAAAAAGACUGGAAUAAAUAGACCACAACUAGGGGGUGUUGGCCAAAGGAUAAGGCAUUAUCACUCGAACCAGAAGCUAUCUUUGGAUUUCUGCGAUCCAAAUGAGCAUAAAGGAUAUUUAUCAUGUAGAAAUAAUGGGACUGAAAAACGCUUCUUGGAUUCUGAGUCACCUCCAGCCAGCAGAAGUCUAUUGAAACCAAGGAUGACUUUUGAUCAGGGUGGUAGUGGUGAUGAUGCGUCUGAUGUUGAUAACAGAUCAGAGGCCGACGAUGAGGCCAAGGACGAGGCUGAGGAGGAGGAGGAGGAGGCCAAGGAGGAGGUCGAGCAGAAAUCUACUGACUUCUGA